CCCAAAUGCCAAAGCCUCGCCGAGACGAUUUUCAUGAGCGCCUGACUGUUGAAGAAAAGCUCCGAUAAUGGCGUGGAUGCAAGUGUUACAGAACGCGAGAUCUGUUCUAAGAACAGCACCACCGUCUUCGAAUCUAACACUCUCUAGAUUCUAUUCCAAACCCGCUCCUUAUGCAGUGAAGGUUGGAAUCCCUGAGUUCUUGAGUGGGAUUGGGGGAGGAGCUGAGACUCACAUUGCUAAACUUGAGACAGAGAUUGGUGAUCUUUCGAAACUGCUUGUGACUCGUACGCUCAGGCUCAAGAAGUUUGGCAUCCCUUGCAAACAUAGGAAACUGAUACUGAAAUAUAGCCAGAAAUACAGGCUGGGGCUGUGGAAACCUAGAGCUGACGCUAUCAAGGCAUGAUUGAUUCAUGUGCUCCUCGAAUUGUUGAGUCUCUGUCACGCUUGGUUUUGCUACUGAAAUUUACUUGUUCUAAGAAUGGUCUAGUUAUAGCAGUGUUGCCAUUUUGCUUGAAACACCGUACCAAUUUUAUUUGCCUUCGUGCACUUGUUUCCUCCAUUGGUCUAGAAACAUUAAGCAGCUAGGCUUGUAAUCAUCCUUAAGCACUAGUUUUCUAAGUGUUGAAUGUGUCGUAGUUAAAAUUUUAUACAGUAUAUUAAUAACAAAAAGAAGUUUAUGAAUAAAAAAAAAAUAAGGGAAAAAAACAAAUUUUUUGCCG
Molecule: messenger RNA, 719 nt
Organism: Thlaspi arvense
Lineage: Eukaryota; Viridiplantae; Streptophyta; Magnoliopsida; Brassicales; Brassicaceae
Source: the annotation of a GenBank genome assembly